GGGAACAGUCAUUGUUCAAUAAGCUUGAGUGCCGUAACCAUGUGGGGAACUGCGAUAACUAUUGUUUUGUUUUCAUUUGCUCCUUUUGUUCUGACGAAAGAUGCCAAACCAGCAAAGAACUACACAAUAUGUUUAAAUUCAACUGAAGUGCUUAAAAAGAGUAAUGCAACAAACACUUGUUUCAAAAAUAUCGUCAACAAACAUUUGGACAGUUCGUACGCUGGAGAUUGUACCAUUCCCAAAUUGGAGGAGGAUAUUAAUGCACAUCGGAAUGCAUUGAAUGCUACAUGUGGGCUUAAUUUUCUUAGACUAAAUGUAACGAAUUUGAUGAAGUAUAUUGAGUUCAGUUUGAGCAACCAAACUUUUAAAGAAUUUUACGGUGACGUCAACUGUGUAAAAACAUUAGAAAAAAAUAUAACUGCUUGUGUAAAAGAUAAUGUUGGAUAUACCACUAUAUCUAAGGAGAGAAAACACUCCGGUUGGUACAAAAAAAUGGACUUGGCAUAUGCUCAAAGGAAUUGUGAAAAUAGUAAUCGGGUAAAAGAAUGCGUAUUGAAUGUUCUGAGCACAUGUAAGCCGAGCACAAGCAAGUAUAUCUCUUCAUUAUUUGACUACGCACACAGCAAAUGUUCCAACCUCACAAAUUUAGAGUCUCAUGACCCCAUCGUCUCACCACCGUCAUCACAUCAAACAAUUAUUAUUGUUUCAAGUCUACUCGGAAUCGUCAUUUUGUCUAUCGUGGGUGUUCUGAUCUGGUUAAAGAUAAAAAAAUAACCCUCUUGCUUAUACCUAAGUACAACCUACAAUAAGUUAACUUAAGUACCUAUGUUAUUAAAUUAAAUAUCACUUAACUUAGGCCUUCUUUAUCAUAACUGAUUUUUAAACCAAUAUUUUAAUAACCAUUUAACUAUUUAGGUAUUAUUUAGAUACACACAUUUAUAAAACGUAACAUUAUGUUCGACUGGUGUCAAUAGUUUAUAUUGAUCUAUGUACCUACCUAUAUAAAAAAAUACCUACACUGUUAGAGCGAGGCCACAUUUGUCCAUUGCGUUGCGUUGCUUCCAUUUAUUUUUUGCCAUGCAUGCCCUAUUACACCGUUGCGAGAUCGUGACGCAAGCAGCGCAGUGGACAAACGGGACCUCGCUCUUAGAGCAAAAUUAAUCCAAGUAUCUACUUUGACUAUGAACCACUUAACUCGGAACAACGAGUUGGUACCUAACUAUAUA
Spodoptera litura is the source of this 1226-nucleotide messenger RNA. RefSeq lists its product as uncharacterized. The record is from RefSeq and is a predicted model, not a curated record. NCBI's taxonomy places the organism in Eukaryota, Metazoa, Arthropoda, Insecta, Lepidoptera, Noctuidae.